GUACUAUCUUCCCCGUGUCGCAACGGCUGUUGUAGUUCCUGACCUCGGAACAUCAUCGUCCGCCUCUCCUAGUCUGAACAAGUUGCGCAAAGUGAUAAACUCACAAGCAUCAUUACCGGGCCACCUCGAAACGACGGGCACAACAGCCUCGAGGAGGCUGUCGGAUUCGUACUGUCUUCCAACACAGAACGCGGAGGUUUUUACCAUUUAUUUAUUGGACCUGCUUUUUCUGAAACACGGAAAUUUCAUCCAUUCCAAGUGCUUUCCAAUGCCUCUCCGUUUCUGCUCGCAUGCAAGUGGCCAGCGUUUUGGCGAUUUACGCUACCACAGUUAAGUGAUCAAGUCUGCAUGAACCGCGGGCGCGAAGGCUACUUCAACGUAUUCUACUUCAUCGAGCGCAUUCAGGACGCGGUAACUGAUUACUCGAGUCUCACACUACCAUAGAGAAAUAAUUUAUCCAUAUUUCUUGAUAGAAUCGGGGACCGGGGAGGGAACGUCACGACGAAGCGUAUGCGUGACACGUAGAAAAGUGAAGACAAUGAUUUGCAUUGGUCCUGUCUGCGUGCCUAUAUGGCAGCUGGGCAUCGUCGGGGCAUUUCUUUUGAAACCUCUCAAGGAUUUCGCGACUUACGCGUACAGUCGAUGCUGCAAGCACCGGGCACACUCCGCGCACACCGGAGCACAAGGGCUGAAUGCAGAGAACGUGCAACUGUUUCGGAUGACGGAUGCAGCUCUCAAGAGCACAGGAGGCGAACACCCGUCCCAAGCGGUGUCUGUUCACUCUGAUAGCGAGUUGGCUGCGCUUCGAACACGAUUGUCAAAUGGCCCCAAGCGGCAGAUUGUUUUUGCUGACUUCGGCGCUACGUGGUGUCAACCGUGCAAAGCAAUGUCCCCCUUUUUCGAGGCGCUUAGUGGCUUUUACGAGGGGACGUUCUUGAAGAUGGAUGUGGAUGAGUGUCCCGACAGCGCAGACGACGCGGCUAUUCAGGCACUGCCCACUCUUUGCGUCAUGGUACCCUCCGAAGGAAAAUGGGAGGUCAUAGCGCGUGCUGUUGGCGCUAACCGCCGCGACUGGGAGAAUCUCGUGGCAACUCAUUCGAUGCCUCGUCAAGCAGACAGCCGGUCUUCAAAUGAAUAUAAUGAGUCAGAAAAAGAUAAAUAAUGUCGUGCGAACCGUGUACGAAAUGAAUUUUCUUUUGCGGGUGCGCACCUACCACCGAACAAAGCACUUUGCGUGCAAAACAUGCUAUUUUCACUGUUAAACUCCCUUUACACGGGGAGAGUGCACUGUCUGGAAGGCAAUUUCCGUGUCACCUUGGUGUAAAUAGGUGGUCUUUAUGCGUUCCGACUGAAGAAACAAAACGAAAGUGUUGUAUGACGUGGAGCGUUUCACUCGACAUCAGUUCAUAUAUUCCAGCCCCACAUACUGCGCUGGCGUGAUGUUUUCUGAGGGAUACUGCGCCUUUAAUGUGCCACAUGUCAGAAAAUCCAGACUUAGGACGAAUACAAUCCCAUUCUUGUCGAUGCCAACAUAGCCGUUCGUCUGCAUUUGUUGCUGUUAGCAUAAGGCUGCUUAUGAGAGACACCUAUUCGCUCUGACGCUCCGGGACAUGCGUAGUCAGCUCCCGUUGACAUCACUGUAGGCAGAUGUUGGUACAGUACCUGUGUGACUGCAGUCAGUGCUGCUCGCAGUUCCUUUGUCCUCUCUGAUUUCAACAUUACUGUCGUUUUCCCGCGUGACCUCGUCUCAGAGUAAGUUUUGAGGCACUUCGUUGCCCAGGACAUACUGUCGGGAUCCGAAAGUUUUCGUGCAUG
Molecule: messenger RNA, 1815 nt
Organism: Toxoplasma gondii ME49
Lineage: Eukaryota; Apicomplexa; Conoidasida; Eucoccidiorida; Sarcocystidae
Product: thioredoxin domain-containing protein
Exons: 4
Coding region: 539-1162 (207 amino acids)
Source: RefSeq, a predicted model, not a curated record